AUGCCAAGUUCACUUUGCAUGAACUGCUUUGUGAAUUUAAAGCAAUCAGAAUUUGAUCAUGGAGACCACCCUCCACUGCGUAUUGAGAAACUCAGCUGGCAUAAAGGUGGCCCAGGACGGGAGGGGCGAGGCGGCGGCCCCAGCGCGCCCGGGUGCGCUGGCUGCGGGCGGGCGGCCGGGCUCCCUGCUCCGUACUCGUCGGCCGGGCAGCCGGCCCCGCUGAGCGCGGAGGCGGCUGCCGGGCGCCAUGGGGCCGGGGUGGCUGGCGGCCGGGCUGCUGGUGAACUGGCCGCCUCCAUCUGCAUCGUGUUCCUGAACAAGUGGCUUUACGUGCGGCUCGGCUUCCCCAACCUGAGCCUCACGCUGGUGCACUUCGCCGCCACCUGGCUCGGCCUCGGCCUGUGCCAGGCGCUGCGCGUCUUCGCCCCCAAGAGCCUGCGGCCCCGCCAGGUGCUGCCCUUGGCGCUCAGCUUCUGCGGCUUCGUGGUGUUCACCAACCUGUCCCUGCAGAGCAACACCAUCGGCACCUACCAGCUGGCCAAGGCCAUGACCACGCCGGCCAUCGUGGCCAUCCAGAGCCUCUUCUACGGCAAGAGCUUCCCCCUGCGCAUCAAACUGACCCUGAUUCCCAUAACUGUAGGUGUAUUCCUAAUUUCCUAUUAUGACGUGAAGUUUAACAAAAAAAAAAAAAAACAGGGGAGGUACUGA
Messenger RNA from Mauremys mutica (yellowpond turtle), 708 nucleotides. Its product is annotated as solute carrier family 35 member E3-like. Gene Ontology annotation, cellular component: Golgi apparatus. Bases 1 to 708 code for a protein of 235 amino acids. Gene Ontology annotation, molecular function: antiporter activity; nucleotide-sugar transmembrane transporter activity. The record is from RefSeq and is a predicted model, not a curated record. NCBI's taxonomy places the organism in Eukaryota, Metazoa, Chordata, Testudines, Geoemydidae. The transcript has 2 exons.